Eurypyga helias (sunbittern) is the source of this 1342-nucleotide messenger RNA. RefSeq names its product proteasome (prosome, macropain) 26S subunit, non-ATPase, 5 (gene PSMD5). The annotation marks the transcript as partial. Gene Ontology annotation, cellular component: cytosol. The record is from RefSeq and is a predicted model, not a curated record. The transcript has 9 exons. Gene Ontology annotation, biological process: proteasome assembly. Lineage: Eukaryota; Metazoa; Chordata; Aves; Eurypygiformes; Eurypygidae.
GGAGCAGGUGUCCGCGUGUGUUGCCAUCCUGGAGAGGCUCCUGCAGGCCCUGGACCCGGUCUACGUGAUCCAGAACCUCAGAGAAGAGCUUCAGAAAGGACUUUUCCACCCCGAUGACUCCGUGAAAAUCCUCACCAUAUCCCAGGUUGGGAGGAUUGUUGAAAGUUCAGAUGCUGUUACAGAAAUUCUCAACAGUCCUGAAUUACUACGGCAAAUAAUAAAUUGCAUUGGUGGAGAGAAAAUAGCAGUGGCUAAAGAGGCCAUCAAAUCUCUCUCAAGAAUAGCACAGACCCAGGAUGGCUUAGAGGCUUUAUUUGUGAGCAGUUUGUUGAGUGACUUGAAGAAUGUCAUGGCAACAAGUGAUAUUGUUCGGUACAGAGUGUAUGAGCUAAUUGUUGAGAUUUCUUCGGUGUCAGCAGACUCGCUGAAUUACUGUGCGAACAGUGGGUUAAUAUCGGAGUUAAUUGGGGAGUUGACCGGAGAUGACAUGCUGGUCAGAGCUACGUGUAUCGAGAUGGUGACCUCGCUGGCCCAUACCCCGCACGGCCGUCAGUAUCUCGCUCAACAAGGCGUUAUCGACAAAAUUUCGAACAUCAUCGUUGGGGCAGAGUCUGAUCCUUUCUCAGGCUUCUAUUUACCAGGCUUUGUUAAAUUUUUUGGAAACCUGGCUGUUGUAGACAGCCCGCAGCAGAUCUGUGAACGAUACCCUGUCUUUGUGGAAAAAGUCUUUGAAAUGGCAGAAAGUCAUGAUCCGACCAUGAUUGGAGUGGCCGUGGAUACGCUGGGGAUCCUGGGAUCAAACGUGGAAGGCAAACAGGUUUUACAGAAAACAAGGAGUAGGUUCCAGACCCUGUUAAACAGAAUAGGGCACCAGGCAAAGAAUGCCCCGACGGAGUUACGGCUUCGAUGCUUGGACGCAAUUUCAUCGCUUCUUUACCUGCCUCCGGAGCAGCAGACAGAAGACCUUUUAAGAAUGACUGAAUCGUGGUUCACGUCCUUGUCUAGCCAGCCACUGGAACUCUUCCGGAGCAUCAGUACUCAGCCAUUCCCUGAUCUCCACUGUGGGGCUUUGCGGGUGUUUACAGCUAUUGCAAAUCAACCAUGGGCCCAGAAGCUGAUGCUUGACAGUCCAGGGUUUGUGGAGUACAUCGUAGACAGAUCUGUGGAGCCUGACAAAGCUUCGAAAGAUGCCAAAUACGAACUGGUGAAGGCCCUCGUAAACUCGAAAACGAUCACGGAAAUCUUUGGGAAUCAGUAUUUUCUGAGGCUCAGGGCUUACCUGCGUGAAGGCCCUUACUAUGUUAAGGCAGUUUCUACUACAGCCGUGGAAGGAGCAGAGUAA